AUGGAGAAAGCCAAUCAAACCACUGCUCAGGAGUUUAUCUUCUCUGCUUUCCCUUAUUCCUGGAGAGAUUCUGUCAUCUGUUUUGUUCUACUGCUCUUCAUUUAUGCAUUCAUUGUUGUUGGAAAUGUGGUCAUCAUCACAGUGGUCCAGCUGAAUAUUCAUCUCCACACUCCCAUGUACUUCUUUAUCAGUGCCCUUUCUUUCCUGGAGAUCUGGUAUACCACAGCUACAAUACCAAAGAUGCUCUCUUGCCUGCUUUGUGAGAAGAGCAUUUCCUUAAAUGGCUGUCUUCUGCAGAUGUAUUUCUUCCAUUCCACAGGCAUCAGUGAGGUUUGUCUCUUGACAGCUAUGGCCUUUGACCGCUACCUGGCCAUCUGCAGCCCUCUUCAUUACCCUACUAUUGAGAGGCAACCUUUCACUAUCAUGACCCCAAAGCUAUGUGCCUGGCUGACUUUAGGUUGCUGUGUUUGCGGUUUUGUCACACCCCUUCCUGAGAUUGCCUGGAUCUCCACACUGCCCUUUUGUGGCUCUAAUCACCUGGAGCAUAUCUUCUGUGACUUCCUCCCAGUACUGCGCCUGGCCUGCACAGACACACAAGCCAUCCUCAUGAUUCAGGUAGUGGAUGUUGUCCAUGCAGUGGAGAUCAUCACAGCUGUGAUGCUCAUCUUCAUGUCCUACGUUGGUAUCGUGGCUGUAAUUCUACGUAUUCGUUCCACUGAGGGCCGUCGCAAGGCCUUUUCCACAUGCGUUUCCCACCUCACUGUAUUUCUGCUCUUCUUUGGCAGUGUGGCUCUCAUGUACCUACGCUUCUCUGCCACGUACUCCUUAUUCUGGGAUACAGCCAUUGCUCUGGCCUUUGCAGUUGUAUCCCCAUUUUUCAACCCCAUUAUCUAUAGCUUGAGGAAUAAAGAGAUAAAGGAAGCCAUAAAAAAGCACAUGAGUCAAGUGAGCAUCUUUUUUUCAUAA
Molecule: messenger RNA, 966 nt
Organism: Cervus elaphus (red deer)
Lineage: Eukaryota; Metazoa; Chordata; Mammalia; Artiodactyla; Cervidae
Product: olfactory receptor 6K2-like
Exons: 2
Coding region: 1-966 (321 amino acids)
Biological process (GO): G protein-coupled receptor signaling pathway
Cellular component (GO): membrane
Molecular function (GO): olfactory receptor activity; G protein-coupled receptor activity
Source: RefSeq, a predicted model, not a curated record